Polyodon spathula (Mississippi paddlefish) is the source of this 1915-nucleotide messenger RNA. RefSeq lists its product as uncharacterized. The coding region runs from base 99 to 1763 and encodes 554 amino acids. The record is from RefSeq and is a predicted model, not a curated record. NCBI's taxonomy places the organism in Eukaryota, Metazoa, Chordata, Actinopteri, Acipenseriformes, Polyodontidae. The transcript has 2 exons.
CAGUGUGUGAUCGUGGGGAACACCGCCAGAUUGUCCUGCCUGUAGAAGCCUGCAUAAGUGUGCUCUGGUGCUUGGAAGUUUUGGGAAGCUCUGCAGUCAUGAAGUUCAGUUCAGGCCCCUCGCUGUGGCCUCUGGCCCUGUUCAUAUCCUCCUUGCUCACUGGACUUUCAGCACGAGAAGAGCUCCCAAUAACCAAUCUCACCGCUGAGUUUAACCGAAUCUCUUUAUCCAGACUAAUAGAGCUACCACCCUCGAAAACCAAUCUUAACCGAAUCUCUUUAUCCAGACUAAUAGAGCUACCACCCUCGAAAACCAAUCUUAACCAAACCUUGUUAUCCAGACUAAUAGAGCUACCACCCUCGAAAACCAAUCUUAAUCAAACCUUGUUAUCCAGAGAAGUAGAGCUACCACCCUCGAAAACCAAUCUUAACCAAACCUCAUUAAUAAGACGUGUAAAGCUAACACCCCCGAGACUCAACUUCACCGAAGAGUUUAACAAGACCCACAUCUCCAGACUUGUAACCCUAACACCCCACACGAUCCAUACUAUCCAGAAUUUGGGAAAUAUCAAUGUGUUCGGGUUCCAGCCCCCCUCGCAUGGCUUCGCUCUGCUCUGGUGGCUGUGCUCGACAGAGACGUACAUUGACAUCAACGGAGACACUGUGCUGUUCAGCAAUCCCAAUGCAGGCAAUUACGGAUUUCAUCGUUUCUACAAUUUAUUUGACAACAAUUUAGGAGACUAUCUCUUGCCUGUUGUUGCUGGCGCCCAUUACUACACUGUUGGAAACUUAAACCCUAACACACACCCAGGGGCAGGACAAUUGCCAUAUUUUGUCAGGAGGUACUAUAAUAGGAAUCUAUUGAACAGCAACAGUGAACGACUGAUUAUUUUAAACACAUGGGUCCAUAAUAGCGUCUUCAAUGUAGAGCGUAUUUAUAUCACCAACCAUUACCAACCAGGGUACGAAAUUGCUGCCAACCUUGUCGUCCAAAUACGAAACCUGAACCUCAACAAUUUUUUAACCGCGGUGGGUUACCCCAGUUACAGCCCUGCGGUCUGCCAUGUCGUACCUCAUCCGGGGCGGAGAAGGAAGAGAGAGGCUAGCGAUUGGGAAUGUAUUGACAUGUUGAAAUCUGAAACCAGUGUCCAGGUUGUAGCCAGGGACGGAUACGCAACUCUGCUCUGGGAAAAUAUACCCUGGAACGAAUACUACAGCUGGAUCGGUUUGUACAAUUCCGAAACUGAGGGCGACAAAAACUAUAUCGCAGACGCUUGGCAGUGGACUUACAAUGCACAGAGCAGUUCUUAUGAAACCAGCACUCAAAUUCACCCCGGGAUGCAAGCACGUUUUUUCAGAAGAGAGUAUGCCAGGUUUGUCCUGAAAAGUCCAGGGAUAGACGAAGCGUGUUGGGAGGAACCGGUGCAGUUCAGCAACGACGAGAACUUCCUAGUCCACCUAGUGUUUCGCACAUUCUACGCGGAAGUGAAGCUGUACGUCAAGAACUCUCUGGGAAGCAACUGGAAAUAUAAAGACAAGUAUUAUUAUAGCUGGGUUGGGUUUUAUUAUAGAGGUGCUCCCAAUAAUUCCUAUCAAUCUUGGCAGUGGCUGUACAACUUUGAGAAAAUUGGUGAAAACUCAGACUACAAUGUUUAUACUGAUGGGCUUAACAAAGAUGGCAUCACCGCAGGUUUGGAAGUGCGAGUUUUUUGCAAUAGAGGAUACGAUUGCUUGAUCGCGACAACUCCAAGCUGGUCUUGUUAACAAUGUGAAUCUGUGACAUCGAUUGAUCUGUCUGUCUAUCUAUACAUCUGUCUAUAAAUCUGUCUAUCUAAAAUAUCUCUCCCCUAUCCCUCCCCCUCUCUCCCUGUCCCCUCACUCUCCCUCUCCCUCUACCUCCUUCUCUCUCCUCUCCC